Messenger RNA from Melospiza melodia melodia, 2385 nucleotides. RefSeq names its product speckle type BTB/POZ protein (gene SPOP). Gene Ontology annotation, biological process: proteasome-mediated ubiquitin-dependent protein catabolic process; regulation of proteolysis. Gene Ontology annotation, cellular component: cytoplasm; nucleus. Gene Ontology annotation, molecular function: ubiquitin protein ligase binding. Bases 268 to 1392 code for a protein of 374 amino acids. The record is from RefSeq and is a predicted model, not a curated record. The transcript has 10 exons. Lineage: Eukaryota; Metazoa; Chordata; Aves; Passeriformes; Passerellidae.
CUGCGCAAUAGUGAUCCCCGGGUCGCGCUCGGCGGAGACCGGCCCGGGAGGACAUGCUGCCAAAUAGUGAUCCCUAGCUGCUGGUGGUCUCCUGAGGGGGCUGCGGGGUCCGGGGCCGUCCCCACACACCGCACCUGCCCGGGCACCGCUCCCCGCCUCCCUCCGGCCUCCCAGCAGCGCCGCACCGCCGGCGGGGCCGCUCCUCGGGCCGCGAGGUGCAGCUGAGCUCCGUUCCUGUGCCUGUCCCUGCCCGAUUCCAAGCUGGCGAUGUCCAGGGUGCCGAGUCCCCCCCCUCCGGCAGAGAUGUCCAGCGGGCCUGUGGCCGAGAGCUGGUGCUACACACAGAUCAAGGUGGUGAAGUUCUCCUACAUGUGGACCAUCAACAACUUCAGCUUCUGCCGGGAGGAGAUGGGGGAGGUCAUCAAGAGCUCGACCUUUUCCUCUGGAGCCAACGACAAACUCAAGUGGUGUUUACGUGUGAACCCCAAGGGCCUGGACGAGGAGAGCAAGGAUUACCUGUCCCUGUACCUGCUGCUGGUGAGCUGCCCCAAGAGCGAGGUCAGGGCCAAGUUCAAAUUCUCCAUCCUCAACGCCAAGGGAGAGGAGACCAAGGCCAUGGAGAGCCAGCGCGCCUAUCGCUUCGUGCAAGGCAAGGACUGGGGCUUCAAGAAGUUCAUCAGGAGAGAUUUCCUGCUGGACGAGGCCAACGGGCUCCUGCCAGAUGACAAACUGACCCUGUUCUGUGAGGUGAGCGUGGUGCAGGACUCGGUGAACAUCUCGGGCCAGAACACCAUGAACAUGGUCAAGGUGCCCGAGUGCCGCCUGGCCGACGAGCUGGGCGGGCUCUGGGAGAACUCGCGCUUCACCGACUGCUGCCUCUGCGUGGCCGGCCAGGAGUUCAAGGGCCACAAAGCCAUCCUGGCAGCGCGCUCCCCGGUGUUCAGCGCCAUGUUCGAGCACGAGAUGGAGGAGAGCAAAAAGAACCGGGUUGAGAUCAACGACGUGGAGCCCGAGGUGUUUAAGGAGAUGAUGUGUUUCAUCUACACUGGGAAGGCCCCAAACCUGGACAAGAUGGCUGAUGAUCUGCUGGCAGCUGCAGACAAGUAUGCCCUGGAGAGGCUGAAGGUGAUGUGUGAGGAUGCUCUCUGCAGUAACCUGUCUGUGGAGAACGCAGCUGAGAUCCUGAUCCUGGCUGACCUGCACAGCGCAGACCAGCUCAAAACCCAGGCCGUGGACUUCAUUAAUUACCACGCCUCGGACGUGAUGGAGACGUCGGGCUGGAAGUCCAUGGUGGUGUCCCACCCCCACCUGGUGGCCGAGGCCUACCGCUCGCUGGCCUCGGCGCAGUGCCCGUUCCUGGGCCCGCCCCGCAAGCGGCUGAAGCAAUCCUAAAGCCGCGCACCCUCAUCCCGAGCUUUUCUGGAAGCGGCCCCAGCUGCUGCUGCCGCUGCUGCCCAGCCCUUGACCACCGGGGAGCCGGCGAGGCCCGCGGAGCUUGGACUCUGUUGUUGGGGGGAAGAGGCUGCUCCGUGCGACAUCCAGACUUUGUCCAACAGCACCGAGAAACUUUGGGAAAAGGGGGGAGGGUGGGCUCUGGGGCUGUUCCUGCGAUUCCCUGUGUCUGUGUGUUCCCUUGCACCCGCCUGAGGCCCUCCAGGAUGCGGCCGUGCCCCCGGGAGCCCGGCCCGGGGCUCUGCGCGUGUGGGAUGCCCGGGGCAGAGAGUGGAGGCACGAGUUCCACCGAGCUUUUGGGGACGAACCUCCAGGAGGAUUCACGGCAAACGUUCCCCCAGUCCUGGCACGAGUCCCACCGAGCUUUGGGGAGGGACCUCCAGGAGGAUUCACGGCAAACGUUCCCCCAGUCCUGGCGGCCGAGCUGAGCUGAGCUGGACGUGCGCGUGCCCCGCUGCCCUCGGCCAGGAGAUGAAUUUGCUGUUUUAGCACUUGUGUGUCCACUGCAAACAGAACAAACGGUUCCAAAGCCCCUUUUUGUAUGAAAUGUCAGCUCGGAGCGCGAGGGGCGGUGAAGGCUGUGCUGGGAGAGGACUGCAGACCCCUCGAGCCGAGAGCAGCGCCGACGGUUUCUGUUUCAAACAUGGUGGGAAAUGCUCUGGGCGUUUCCCCUGCUUUAUUUCCCCUUUCCUCCCUCUUUUUUUAACGAAAGAAAAACCCCAAACCCCCCCAGGAUGAAUUUCACUCUUGCUGACGGCCGCGUGCCACGUCCCUGAGUUGCUCCGUGAUUCUUACACUGUUUGUACCUGGUCUGGCUGUCUGGGGCCAGCCCUGUCCCUUUCUAUUUAGUCACUUCUUACAGCAGAGAUGUUUCAAUAGCUGGGAACUCUUUUUGUUUUUCUUUUGGAAAAUAUAAAUAAUUCCUAUUUUGUA